This is a messenger RNA of Metschnikowia bicuspidata var. bicuspidata NRRL YB-4993, 775 nucleotides long. RefSeq lists its product as uncharacterized. The coding region runs from base 162 to 551 and encodes 129 amino acids. The record is from RefSeq and is a predicted model, not a curated record. The transcript has a single exon. Lineage: Eukaryota; Fungi; Ascomycota; Pichiomycetes; Serinales; Metschnikowiaceae.
AACAUAACCCAUGCAUCACACCAACCCCGUCCCCUGCAGGAGAACGAUGACUUGGUUAAGCCUUGGCCGGCCACGAUCUAUUGUAGAACAUGUGCCAAGACAUCCACAGGCGAGUUAAGCAUUCCCCACCUCCCCCGCGCUCGUCAUGACAAGCACGCUGGAUGAGCUCACCCCAUCCAUGCAAUAGGAUACCAUUCCAUGUCGUAAUUCCUGCAGCAUUGCUCAUGUGUUUGAGCAGAUUGACGUUCGGACUAAAGUUCUGUCUCCAAUACUCUGGCCGCCCCACUGCAACACGGGACCAGAGUGGGCUAAAUGAGGGUCGUACCGGGAGCCACGGGCGGAAAAGGGGAAUGUGGAAGAGAUUUUCAUGCAGCUCUUUCCCCUAUCGGUGCUCUCAAAUCAGAAAAAAGCCUGAGCGUGCAGCAAUCUCGCGCCACUUCCCCGUGUGCGCGGGGCAGCCUCGCCUUGUCAUUGGCUUCGUAAGUCGCAAUGCGCUCUCAAAAGGGCCGGUGCCUGCAGACGGCGCUGCUCGUGCAUACCUAGUCCCAUGACGUUAUUUUAAAGCUGGCCCUGGGUGCAGGAGCACCGUAUACGUCCUGCCCUCUCGUACUCGCUGAGUGAUGGGGGAAAACAAAGGGGAAGCCAUGAGCGAGAAGAGCAUGCACAGAACGCGGCACUAGCUUUUUAGCCGAAACAAACGAGCCUCGGGCGGCUGGGGCUUCCAACUAUAGUGCUUUGGGUGGGGCUUCGUGGCCUGUGCUUCGGAACGUCAGGC